Symbiodinium sp. CCMP2592 is the source of this 888-nucleotide messenger RNA. NCBI's taxonomy places the organism in Eukaryota, Dinophyceae, Suessiales, Symbiodiniaceae. The record is from the annotation of a GenBank genome assembly.
AUGCUGCGUCUUCGCGCUCUCAGCGGUGAGCAGCUUUUCGUAGUGAACCCGCUGGAGCAAACAUCCUCGGACAACGUGCUGAAUACGUUAAGGUCCAUGGUGGCUGGUCACUUUGGAAUCCUUCAGGGUCGUGUGGACCUUCAUUCCAUGGAUGAGUCUCGGCCAAUCGGCCGGUGCGUUGUUUGGCAGAAUUCCGAACAUUUCUUGGCAGGCCAGGAUUUGGAUGUUCUGAUGCUCCUGCGACCAUUUCGAUCUGGCUGUGAGGACGAGCUGGUCUCUGCCAUACAGAGCGAAGACGGGAACUACGUGGAUCGGCUGCUUGCAAGCUGGGUGGAUCCGAACGUUGACUUGACGGAUUAUGGUGGUCUCAGGAACCACCGCUCUCUGCUGCGCUUGCAGCGUCUACAAUGUGCAGAUGGCGCAAUUCUUGGUCUUCUGCUUAGCUUAGCUGAUGUCAAUCGCCGAGACUGGCAAAUGGACUCGCCUUUGCUCAUUGCUGCGUCGAUGGGUUCCAGGUCCUUGGUGCAGGUUCUGUUGCGAAAUGCGGCGGACGUCACCCAGGAAGAUGGGUUGGGUCGUGGUCCCAUCGAGAGGUGUUUCAUGGACUCUUCGAUCGAGCCAGUCCUGUCUCUGAUGCGAGCUAGAGCUACGGUGCGACCUUACACGCACAACUGUCAUCUCCUUCAUCAAGCCGCUGAAAGGGGCAGCCACAGGUGGGUGGCAUGUUUGGUGCGGGCGCGAGCCAGCCCGGAGCUUCGCGACACGUUGGGACAUCUUCCGCUCGACGUGGCACUGCGCCGGUCUGGUUUCCGGCGUCGGGUUCAAUGCAGACGAUGCCUUCGCGGGCUUGGAGCUGGAAGAAGAUAUGACCACCCGCACGAAGAGUAG